Messenger RNA from Panicum hallii, 3245 nucleotides. RefSeq lists its product as uncharacterized. The record is from RefSeq and is a predicted model, not a curated record. The coding region runs from base 1776 to 2891 and encodes 371 amino acids. The transcript is spliced from 7 exons. Lineage: Eukaryota; Viridiplantae; Streptophyta; Magnoliopsida; Poales; Poaceae.
GUUGCCCCGCAGCUCUCGGCCUCACAGCUCCUGCUCUUCUAGCGGCUCCUGCGAUGCCUCCCAAGUCAGAAUGCAUGGCGCGCGGGCGAGGCUCACGAGGUCAGCGUCACAGAGGCCGCGCGAAGGACGCCCGAGCGAUAGGCUGGCGCUUGUUGCAGGCCACACCGCCGGAUCACCAGCCACCAGUUGCAGUGGUUGGUUAGCAGGGCAAAAGCUUAAAGCCUCAAGCAGCGGCCAGCAGGAGCGAGCAACUAAAGCAAGUUUGUUUGAACAGGUACAGCUAUAACCACAAGAGUCUUCAAUUCCUAUGUAGCCCUGCAUUGUUCGUGCAUGCUUGGUCAACAAUGGAUGACCCAGACCUCAAAAGGAAAGCUGCUCUUGGUUACUCAAAAUGUUAGCUAUCUCAUAAUUAAGGAGCAGGGAGGGGGCACCCAUUCCUCACUGAACCACCAACCACCAGUGGCGGAUCUAGGAUGCAAAAUUGGGGGGGGGGGGGGGGGGGGGGGCUGAUCCACCCCUGCCGACCACACCACAGGGCGGCAGCAAGAUUACUGAACUGAGCCUCCUCCUCUCGCAGGUCGCAGAGCAGCCAGCCUCCUCCCCUCUCGCAGCGCAACCAGCCCCGCAGCCCCCCACCAUCUCUUCUCCUCGAGUCAACAACAAAGCACCGGACUUCCACCACUCAUUCCCAUCGCAGAUCAAAGGGCCCUACCUCAAGUACAGAUGGGAUAGGAAAUAAAAUCUUUUCAUCAUUUGAGGACCUGGGGUAUCUCCGUUGAUCUGAUCCGCUGCACCAAAGUGCUGACGAAAACAUUCGUGAACUGAAUCGACAGCUACAAGAUCUGUUGGUCCAAAGAUUAAGUAUGGAUUGUUAGGGAGCGUGAGGAAUUGCUGGAUGGAGGAUUUUGUUGCGUAGCCACCUGGGCAGCAUGAUGGCCUGCAGUUUGGACUGUAAAUUAUUUCCUAGUCCUACUGGUUUCAGAUGUAGCUCCACGAAUUACCAACUGCAUAAUCCCAUAAAAUUUCUUGUGUUAGAUUUCAGACUUCCGAUGGCUAACCACUUCAAACUGUCCAAAUAUUGUCCAUCAGGUGUUUGUCCGUCCACUUCCUUCAGGUUGUCUGCACCUCUCCAUUGAUAGCAUUUCUUGAGACCUUUAUCCAGUGCUAUUUACCAAUUACUGCUAGCUUUUUGGUUCUGAUUUACUUGUCUAAAGCCUGAGCACUUGCCAUAGUAUCAUAGGUAAGACACUUGCCACCCAAAGCCAUAGUAUCCUGCUCAUAUUCUGUGCAGACCUUGCAAAGAAAUCCUCAGCUUCUCAUAUAAUUUAAAUAAGUAUUUUGUGAAGUCCUAACAAAAUUAUCAUAAUGUGAAAGUAUUAGCAGACAAGUAGAUAUCUAGUAUAUUUUUUAUUAUCAUUACCGUAAAUUUAUUCACGCUUGAUGGACAAUAUUUCAGUUAAUGUGUUUACCAAAGAGAAUCAAUUUAUUGGCUCCUGAUCUAUGCUAUGCACUAGUUCUUCCUGUGUCAUUUAUUAUUUCAACAAUGUUUUACUUGGCUGGUGAUAUAUGAUUUGCAGCCUCUCUUUUUUUUUCUUUUUGCUUGUGGAUGGUGGAUAUAGGCAUGUACAUAGAUGGACAAUAAUCAGCAUGAAUUCCUUUAUUACUGUAUGUGGAGGCAAAAGGCCCUAGCUGUUCUUGUUCUACUGUUGGUCUUCUGGUGGAGGAACUAAAAUGACAAGAGGACUAGAGCCAAACGUGUAAAGUAUGCUCCUCUUAUGCAGAGGGAUAUCUGGCGUAGUAGUGAACUAAUUAGGUUGGUUGACACCUCCAAUGGAAUAUGUAUGCGCGAGCUGAGGAUUGCCCGGUCUGUGUUCUACAAGCUUUGUUCUGGGCUUAGGGACAGGGGGCUAUUACUUGAUACAUUUCAUGUUUCAGUGGAGGAGCAAGUGGCUAUGUUUUUGAAGAUUGUUGGGCAAUGUCACACACACUCCUCUGUAGCCAUUGCACAGUGGAGAUCUGGAUGGACAGUUAGUAGCAUGGUUAAGAAAAACAAAGUUGGAAGUGCUGAUGUUGUAUAUCGUGAGAAGUACAAAACAUGGACUGAUGACAGCACUGAGUUUAUGCUUCAGUGGUAUGUUGACUACCAAAAGGACAAACCUGCUACCUUUAGGUGGAAGCAACACCACCAUCAUCUGUGUGUAGAAGCUUUGAAUGCCAGAUUUGGAAUAGGAGCUACCAGACAUCAAGCUUAUCGUCAGUUCAGGGCAUUAAAGGAGAAGUGGAACUGGAUAAGCCAAGCUUUGGCCAAGAGUGGCAAUGGUUUUGAUGCAGCGUCUCGCAAGUUCAAUCUACCAUAUUCAGAGAAACCACCUUCCAAGCUUGGGCUCAUGGAAGAGCUAUUUGGAGAAUCUGGCCAAGCUAAUGGAUCCUUAGCUAUUGACCAAUACACUUCAGAUGCAGAAGAUGAUAGAUCUGAAACAGAGACUGAUGAUUCAUUUACUGUUGAGCAUGGUGAGAAUAAUUCUGACACUAUUGCUCGUAGCAAUUCACCUGAUCUAGCCUUCAGUUCUAGUCUCAAGCACAAAAACAUGAAAUCGCCUAUGAAGAAGCUUCGAAAGCACAAAGAAAAACGUGCCAACGCACUAGAGAAUGAUAAAAUUGCAUCAAGUAUUGUCAUGCUGGCCAAUUCUGUUGCAUCCACUGCCCCUGCACCUGCUGAUCCUUAUGCUAAUCUUUGGAAGCGUAUUGAGGAUAUACCUUUCCCACCACGGGAUAAGGUUGAUAUUGCAACCUUUCUUUCCAAGCCGGAGCAGAUGUACUUGCGCAACUACUUGAAUGCUGCAUCUGAUCAGUCAUUUGGAUCCUGGGUAACUGAUUACUUAGGUGCCUAGUAUGGUGCUAGUGGUGGGUAUGCAUGUGAAUAUGGUAGCUCUGAGUGAAUAUGGAUGCUGCAGCUUUUGGUAUUUUGGACGUGCUGUAGGUGGACAUCAUAUCGAUGCACUUGCUUGUGCUAUUUUGGAAGUGUUGUCGGUUGACAGGAGCAUGUUUCUGUAACUUGUGCGACGUAGAACUACUGUAGGUGGUCAAGAAAGAUGUACUCCUCCAGCAUAAUAUUAUUUUGUGCUAAUCAAGGUGGCUGGACUUCAUGAACUCAUUUGUAUAAUAUGUAAAUAUAUCAUCAGUAGGCCCGAACAGUUAUGUAAAUGACAUGUUCUAAUAUUAUAUGAUAGCAUGAAUCAUGGACA